Messenger RNA from Belonocnema kinseyi, 4804 nucleotides. Its product is annotated as U3 small nucleolar RNA-associated protein 14 homolog A. The coding region runs from base 120 to 2534 and encodes 804 amino acids. Gene Ontology annotation, biological process: rRNA processing. The record is from RefSeq and is a predicted model, not a curated record. Gene Ontology annotation, cellular component: small-subunit processome; nucleolus. The transcript is spliced from 7 exons. NCBI's taxonomy places the organism in Eukaryota, Metazoa, Arthropoda, Insecta, Hymenoptera, Cynipidae.
GACAUGUUCAUGGAUGCGAUAGAUCAAGCUUAACUUGUAUUUAUUUUUAAUACAAUGUAUAAUACAUGUUGGUCCAGUAUUUGAAUUUGCCUCUGUGAACAUUUUCGAUAAAAUUGAUAAUGACGAUGAAGAUUUUGAGCAGUGAAGAUGGAAGUGAUCAGGAAGUAUCGGAAGGUCAUUCAAAACUCAUCGAGGUAGUCAGGGAACUUGACAAAGGCCAAAGGGUCAAGAAGCCAGAACGUAGUGAACCUAGUCUCACGAUAUCAGAAUUCCAUUUAGUAAAAAGUGGAGUGACUGAUGACGAUGUAAUACAAGUCUCCGACUUAGUUAAGACUUUAGGUCAGAAAGGACACCACACGGUAAUUGGAAAGCAGAUUGAUGCAGCGAAAAAGAAGUCUAAAAUUUUAUCAAAACCUUUGGAGACACCUGUUGCCGAAAGGAUAAAACGAGUACUUGGAUUUGAGAACACCAAAAAAGAUCUUCAAAAAUGGAAUGCUGUAGUAGCCAAAAAUCGAACAGCAGAAAGUAUUUCUUUUCCCUUAAAUCAACCACCUAUGAGAUUAGAACCUACCAACGAAUACCUAAAAACAUUUCGGCUCCAGUCAGAUUUGGAGAAAAAAUUAUCUGCUGUAGAACCAGUCAAAGAAAAUUUAAAUGAAGAAGAAGACGAACUAGAAUUGACCUUAGAAGAAAUUUUGCAACGCAGAGCAGAAGCUGCAAAAUUUAGAGCUCAGCAGUCUUACAAAGUGGCAAAAGCACAUCGACAAAAUAAAAUAAAAAGUAAAAAGUUUCACCGUAUUCAAAGAAAAGAAAAAACGAAACAGCAACUAAAGGAGUUCGAAGAAUUAUUAAAGACUGAUCCAGAAACUGCAAAAGAAAAACUGAAUCCGCUUCAAAAAGUUAGAGCUGAAGAGCGAAUGACAUUGAGACACAAAAGUACGGGUCAUUGGGCAAGGAAUAAAUUGAUAAGAGCUAAAUAUGAUAAAGAGAUUCGACAAGAAUUAGCAGAACAGUUAUCGAUCAGCCGAGAUUUAACGCAGAAAAUACAAACUACUGAAGAUUCUGAUGAAGGAGAUGAAGAAGAUAAACAUGCGCCAGUCUUGGAUGCCUUUAAAGAGAAUCCAUGGAUUAAUAAAACAAAAACUGAGUCCGAGAUGGGCGAAUUUAUAAAUCAAUACCGCAAGUACUGGGAUAAUCAGAAUUUAAAGAGGAAAAAUUACAAGCAGCAUGAUAGCAUUGAAGUUAUCGAAAAGGAAAACAUGGUUAGUAAAAACUAUGGAAAAGCAUCAGUUGUGAAAAUACCAGAAGGGCACAGUGGAGAAAAAGUAGCAAAAGAUUCAAUUUCUUAUAAUCACGGAGUAGGAGGAGUAAAUGUGAAUACUAGUUAUUUAAAAAAAAAAAAUUGUUACACUAAAGCAAAAGGUCAAGAAUCGCCCAUGAAAGACAAAGUUAGUAAGUUAGUUAAAUCUGCAAAAGGUGUUAAUAAUAAGAAAAGGAAACUAGAUGCAACUUCGAGUUGGACAGUGUCUAACUUGGAUAAUUCAGAACACAGCUCAGAAAAUAAAUCAAACAAAAUAGAUAUUGAUGACGUGUUUGACUCAAUGCAUGAUACGAUAAAAUAUAAAGUUGAACGCAAAAUAAAGAAUAUAAGACGUGAAAAUAAACUCAACGUACGAGGCACGCGAAAUGAAGCUGAUAAUAAUGAGGGUGAGGUCGAAGAUAACUACUUCGAUAAACUCCAAUGGAAGCAAUCGAAACUAAAAUCAAUAAUAGACCAACCGUUAAACGAAGUUAUCGACAAAAGAGAUGCAUCGCUUAAAAGUGUAGCGAUUCAAAAGACAUUAAAUAGUAGCAAUCAAGAAAUAAAAAUACAGUUACAUGAAAGUCCUCAAGAAGUAAGAAUAGAUCCUAACGCGUUUAAAUCAGUAAAGACAAAACAGUUGAAAACGCAAAUUCCAGAUGUAAACAAGGCAGAAUGUGAAGCUUUGGAUGAUGACGAUGAAGAACCAGAUGGCUAUGAAUUAAUGAAUGAAGCAUUUUCUCAUGAAGAUGUUGUCGAAGAUUUUAGAAAAGAAAAAGAAGAAGUGGUUAAAAAUUCAUUACCAGAAGAUGUAGAUCUUAAACUACCAGGAUGGGGUACUUGGGGAGGUAAAAAUAUUAAGCAUUCUUCUAGAAAGAAACGGCGAUUUGUUUUAAAAUUUCCUGAAGACGCUCCACGUAGGGGUGAAAAUAAAGGAAAUCUCAUAAUUAUUGAAGAAAGUAAUCUUGCGAUCAAGAAACAUAAAGUUACUGAACUACCAUUCCCAUUCAGCAGUAUCAAUGACUACGAGGCCAGUAUGCGUGCACCAAUUGGAAGAAAUUUUGUACCAGAAAAGACACAUAGAAGGUUGAUAAAGCCUGAAGUUAUGACAAAGAUGGGUAAAGUUAUUGAACCAAUGGAUGAAGAUUCAUUAGUUAGCACUAAGAAUUUCAAGAUAAAGCGAGAUCCCGGAAGUAAAGAAGAAUUUUUUAAGAAGCGCAAAGUCAAACUUUAAUCAUAAAAAUUUCACGUUGCAAAGUUACUUUCAGAAAAUUAAUAAGGUAAUUCUAUAUAUAUGUGUGUGUGUGUCAAUGUAUACAUGUAUGUAUGUAUCAAAUACAGUGAACUCUUGCCUAUUCUAAGAGUCGUGAAACGUAAGUAUUUGCGCAUGGCAAGGCCGGAGGCGCUCCAAUCUCUACCGCGAGUCUUCGAGUGUUUAUUGUCCAGCGGCGUUCAUUGGCUGCCCCGGCCUCAUAUGUAUAGAUGCGCGCGCUGUAAACAGGUGUGCGCAUUUGCUCAUCAUGCACUUCAAUGUAUUUUAAGUGUUUCUGUGAACGUAUGACGUGACAAAUAUAACAUUUCCCUAAAUAACUAUAAUUUGCCUACUAAAAAUGAAUAUAAUAGAAUCAAAAAACGACUAAAAUAUUUUGCACAUCUUGACAUGGGAAUACAUAUGCCUAUUUGAAAAAAAUUUCUAAACGUACAAGUACGUUAUAAAUGUCUGAAUAGUAAUAUUUUUCAAAUGUAGAAUGCAUUUACGCAAUUCUGUUUCAUCCUUUUAUUGGUUGAAGACUUUCAGUUUUACGAAAUACAUCAACCGUCCAAAAUUUAAGGUUAGAGUAUCCUAUUCUGCUUAAAUCGAUCUGAUAAACUAACCUCAAACUUGGUAUAUGUUAUUUCGUGAAGCUAAAGGUCGUCAAUCGACAAAACAAGAAUGACUGAAAAAAUACAUUCUUCACUUGGGAAAAAUUACUAUUCAUGCAUUUAUGAUUGACAUUUACGUUUUGAAAUUUUUUGUCCAAAAAGUCGUAUGUAUUCCUAUGUCGUUAUGCUAGAAGAUUCAAUUCAAAUCCACGAGGGCUUCUUGCUCGCUGGGCCUCUUUUUAAUUUCACGGGCCACUGACGCGGGCGAGUCUAUGACUGUACAUGGCCCGUGAUGGGAGGCGACGGAACUGAGCAAUUUGAAAUAGCCCAGCACGGGGGACUUGAAGUAGGUAAGUGUUCAAGUAGUUGCGUAUUGAAAUAGACAAGAGUUCAAUGUAGUUUUACAUAAUCUCCAUUAUUUUUGCUUGUAACUAAUACAAGUAUGCUUUUAUCAGGGAAAAAUAAAAGUGACGAAUUAUUUUUAUGUUAUUUUAAUUUAUCUGCAAGAAGAGGUCUUCAGUUACAGAGAGCCGAUUGCAAUGGUACUUAUUAGGAAUUACGUAGAUACAACGAUACAUAUUUUUUCUUACCAAUGGGCCUUACUCAGCUGCAAAUCCUGCACCAAUAAACAAACAACUAAAGGAUCCUGUAAAACUGCUAUAGUUGAUCUCUGAUGCAACAGUGGAUUGUGAAAAUUCAUAAAAAUACAAAAUUACUGUCAAAAAUUACUUUAACAGAAUAAAUAGUGUCAUCCACUAAUUUAUUUUUUAUUUUUGCAUCUUAAAGUAUAUUCUCUAAAAUCAAUAAUAACAGUAUAGUGUAAAAAAAACCUGUUUUUAAAUUAAUAUUUGAAACAGAAAAAAUGUACACAUUUCAAAUUCAUAUUUCUGUCGCACACAUUCCGCCAUCUACAUGUGAGGUAGCACGCCGCCAAAAGCUUGUAAAUAAGCCGAGUGAUUCACUUUUUUCAUAAAAAUGGCGAGGAAUGAAAAAAAUGGUACAAAAAUGUUCGCCGUGACAUCGAUGGGUCCUAAGAGAAAAUAUGUAACUCAUGGCGACAGAUAGAAACUACGUACCUCGCGCGCUCUAUAUUAAGAAAUAUAGAAAUGUCCAUGUACUUAGUAUAGAGUGUGCGAGGUACGAAGUUUCUAACUGUCGCCGUAAAUUGCGUAUUGUCUCUUAGGACCCAUCGACAUAUGCCGUACAACAUAUUUAACGUCAACAGUAGUUUUGUUGCGAAAAUCAUUUCAACGACAAGUAAAUAUUUUUAUUUUACAUAGAAAAGUAUAAAAUAUGCAUUUUUUGAUAACAUAAAACUUGUAAUCUACUAAUUUUCAGCGGUGUUAUACAUACGAGUUGCCAGGGUGUAUGUGAGUUCUAACCUCAUGUUAAAUCGUUUUUCACUUAACACGUAUUGUCAAAUAAAUUAAUAAUACAAUUAAUUAUAAAACUUAUCAUUACAAAUUUUAUAAAAGUAUUUUUAAAGACAUUUAGAAAAGCGACAAAAGCAUUUAUGGAAAAAGUGAGGUUAGGUUUUUUCUAGAUGCAAUAAUGUAUAACUAUGUUAUGAUUCGCCUAAAGUAAUUAACGUGCCCGGGCAUACUUGUACUCCAUAAAAAUAAAUCCUUUUAGUCAAAAACA